Macrobrachium nipponense is the source of this 1340-nucleotide messenger RNA. Its product is annotated as methylated-DNA--protein-cysteine methyltransferase-like. Gene Ontology annotation, biological process: DNA repair. Bases 516 to 1082 code for a protein of 188 amino acids. Gene Ontology annotation, cellular component: nucleus. NCBI's taxonomy places the organism in Eukaryota, Metazoa, Arthropoda, Malacostraca, Decapoda, Palaemonidae. Gene Ontology annotation, molecular function: methylated-DNA-[protein]-cysteine S-methyltransferase activity. The record is from RefSeq and is a predicted model, not a curated record. The transcript is spliced from 5 exons.
AAAGUAUAUACUGACAUCAUAGCUUAUUGACGAAAGAGCUGUUGCAAAACUGCCAACCCUUACUACCUACCUAGGUAGCCACUAGCUAGGUAGUAGGUAGCCUAUACUAGGCUACCUAGCUACUAGCUAAGCUACUAUCUAAAUUUAGUUAAUAGCCACCAAGGUACCUGCCUAGAUAGCUAUUAGGUGACCUCAUACCAGCAUAAUCUUUUUCGACUCGCACAGCCUGUGGUUUACCUAUAGGGCUAGCUAUACCUAGCUAUUUAGGUAUUAGGCCUAUCGUUUAUUGUGUGCUUGCAAAAACCGUUCAAGGGCUCAAAGAGCUUUACUACCUACUACCUAGUAGGUAUUGUACUACCUAGCCAAGGUAUACCUAGGUAGUAAAAUUGCAGAAGGCUGUUCAUGGCUUGUUUAAAAACUGAUGAAAGACUUCUUUUAAGCACGGAUGCAUCUUAAGUUGAAACUGAAUACGUAUAAGUAGGUAUACCUACUAUAGGUGAAGUGUUUUUUAAAUCAUGCCCAUGGCAAAGAAUAUUUGCAAACUACCUUUGGAGUUUUGCCAGUUUUCAUCCCCAGUUGGGACCAUAAAGGUGUCAUCUUGCUCUGUUGGUCUUCAUGAAAUGGGGUUGGAUAGCAGUCUUUCUGAUGAAAACUUUGCACCAAAUGGAUUAACUGAUGUUCUUGUUAUGGGAGCAAAGGGAAAAGACCUAUCAACAAUUAUGAAACUGUGUCAUGAAUGGUUGCAGCAGUACUUUAGAGAUCCUAAGCUGAUUUCUCAAAUUCUAAGACCAGAUAUUUGUGCUCUCAAACAGGAAAAAAAGGGGUUUCGUGCUCAAGUUUGGCAGAUACUUGCAGAUACAGUAGGACCUGGAGAGGUGAUUACUUAUGGUGCUUUAGCAUCAAAACUUAAUAAUCCUGGUGCAGUGAGAGCUGUUGGGUCAGCUAUGCGUAACAAUCCUACGGGUAUCAUUGUUCCAUGUCAUAGGGUUGUGCGUUCAAAUGACAUGGGUCUCUAUCAUGGUGGAAAAAGACAGUCAGUCAAGUUAUGGUUACUUAAACAUGAAGGAGUUGAUAAAUACUGAAAUCAUGAAAAAAUUACAAGAAGUUGUAAUUGAAAAAUGUGAAUUUGGUCUAUCUAUAGAGGAAUGACUCUUAUAGUUUAAUUUUUUAUUGUGUCAUUGAAAUCUGUUUAGUAUUAAAAAGUACAAGAACUAAAGAUUUGAUUUGAGACAUGUAAAAGAUUGUCUUGUUGUAAAGUAUAGUAAAAUUAUUAUUUUUUUACAGUUUGAAAUAUGGUAUGCAGUGUACAGUAUUUUCUAAUAAAAGGAUUGGUUUUGUCA